Messenger RNA from Oldenlandia corymbosa var. corymbosa, 1385 nucleotides. NCBI's taxonomy places the organism in Eukaryota, Viridiplantae, Streptophyta, Magnoliopsida, Gentianales, Rubiaceae. The record is from the annotation of a GenBank genome assembly.
GAUUCUUUGAACUUUGGCACCUGCUAAAUUAAACUGCUAGUGCUAGUAAUUUGAGAAGGCUAAACAAACGCUUAUAAAUAUUUUUGAGGCCAUUAAGUUUUCAUCUCAAUAUUAAUCAAACUCCUCUGUUGUGGCUGUUUAACAAGGCUGGCUACGUCUUCUCAAGGUAUCCAACAAUAAUGAAUGGGAUCUUCCGAGUACUGAUGAAACAAUUAGUACUUAAUUCGGCGAUGGAUCCUAACGGAAAAGUUAACCAUGAGCUGGAAUCGUCAGCGGAAGUACUCCUCAACACCGAUAUUCUUCGGGAGGUACUAUUAAGAGCUGAUGCGAAAACUAUAUGUACUUGUGGAUGCGUCUGCAAAAUAUGGAAUGAAACCAUUGCUGACCCUUUCUUCGUAAACAAGCACCGAGACCAAUCUAGCAAGGCAGAGUGUCUUCUCUUUCUGGUAAGUGUCCACGAGGAUUAUGGAUAUUGCCAUAAAUACACCACAGUUGAUUACAAGAAACUGGAUAUGGAAGCCAUUGUUGUGGCCGUUUUCGGAGUAGCCAAUGUGUACAACGAUCAUGACUACAUUGCAUUCGGUGGCGAUUUGGUUUGUAUUGUGAAGGAUUCUGUUUCCUUCGACGAGACCAUUGUCUUGUGGUUGUGCAAUCCUCAGACGGGCCAGACUCGUGCUUUGCCCGAACCAUUUGAUUAUACAGAUGAUUACUGUGUAAGGACAAACGAAGGAUGCGUAUUUGGAUAUGUUUCUUCUAAGAGGGAGUACGUAGUUUUGAUGAUGGGUUUGUUUUGCUACGAUGAUGAUGCCGAUUAUUAUCGUUAUUAUCGUGAUUACUAUGAAGAUGAUGAAUCUGAUUUAUUAAUGCGAGCUAAGAAAUUCGUCUUUAGCCUUGACAAGGACAAUAUAGAUUUUGCAUACUGGGAAGAAAUUCAGGGUAAUUCUCCUUGCCAUGUUGGUGAAGACGGCAUUCUGGUUGGCAAUUCUGCAUAUUGGGUAGCUGUGGAGAGAGAUGGAAGGCAAAUUGUUACACUGGAUCGAGAGGAAGACAAAUUUGGGCUCGUCGCGAAACCCGCUGACUGGAAUCCGGCAUCUACACCUUGUUUGGUUGGUCUCAAAGUGUUGUGGUCACUGAUCAAAUCUAGUGGUGAUUCCGAUUGGGAAAAGGAGUAUGAAAUCAGUUUGGAUUUUCCGGUUAGAGUAGUACCCGGAUCAUCAAGUGGUGGAGAACUAAUAAUUAAGUCGCAGCCGGACAUUGCCGGAAAAUUUGUGGAGUACUAUGUUCUUAAUCCUGAGACUGAAAGUGUAAGGUUUGUGUAUUCGGGUGAGAUCCGAAUGUACUCUGCCAAAGUGGGCUUUUACUGGAGGAGUUUCUUUGCCAUUUGA